This is a messenger RNA of Pollicipes pollicipes, 1941 nucleotides long. RefSeq names its product Dipeptidase B (gene Dip-B). Gene Ontology annotation, biological process: proteolysis. The coding region runs from base 207 to 1802 and encodes 531 amino acids. The record is from RefSeq and is a predicted model, not a curated record. Gene Ontology annotation, cellular component: cytoplasm. Gene Ontology annotation, molecular function: metalloaminopeptidase activity; manganese ion binding. NCBI's taxonomy places the organism in Eukaryota, Metazoa, Arthropoda, Thecostraca, Pollicipedomorpha, Pollicipedidae. The transcript has 13 exons.
GCACACGUCAAAUCCGCCGCUGUAGCCCCGUGUUAUUUACACGGUGGAAGGGGUUACGUAAAGCGUCCUGGCAGGUCGGCUCCUUUCUUGCAGUGUGGAUUCCCCACGUUCGCGAAGGGUCUGGAGCAAGGCCUGAAAGAAAAAUACGGCAUAGCACUACUAUUGCACCUUCUUGUUUUUCCCUCGGAAGGUUCUCAACAGCCGCCAUGGCAUCAGGAGAUCACGUACCGGAGUGGGGCUGCUCGCCGUGCCGCGUGAAGGGCGUGACGGACCUGGCCGCGGCUGACGCCGACGCCAUCGUCCUCGUCACCGACUCCGUGGAGAAGUUGCCCGGCCACCUGGCGGCGCUGCAGGCGCCGCUGACGGCGCUGCGCGCGGUGAACGCCGCGCUCGACGCAGAGGGUGCUGUGGUGCCGGUCGAGCUCCCGGCGAAGCGGCUGGUGUUCGCGCCGACGGGCCCGCUUAACCGCGACUACGACGAUGUGCGCCGUUUCGCCGAGGCCGCCGAGAAGGGCAUCAAGAGAGCGAUAGCGGCCGGCAGCCGGGCGCCCCUGCUGGUGACUGUGCCAUACCCCAAGUACCAGUACUCGACGCUCAACUCGCUGCUGGGAGCGCUGCACGCCCUCUAUGUGCCUAUCGAGGUGCGUGAGCACGCCGUGAAGACGUCGGACACCAAGCGACUGACCAAGGUGGACCGGCUGCUCGUGUUCGGCGAGCAGCGCGCGGCGCUCGAACGGGUCAUCCAGUCGGCGCUGGGCCUGGAGAGCGGACGGUUCGUGGCGCGUGACAUCGGCGGCAGUGACCCGGAGCGGAUGGCGGCGCCGCGUGUGGCCGAGUACAUGCAGCACGUGCUCAAGGGCAGCCAGGUCAAGAUUGAGGUGGAGCAGGAGGACGACAGCGACACGCCGUUUAAGGCCAAGUAUCCGCUGCUGGCCGCCGUCAACCGGGCGGCCGCAGUGGUCCCACGCCACCGUGCUCGCGUCAUCCACCUGACGUACGAGGGUCAGGGUCCCAUCACCCACACCUACAUGCUGGUCGGCAAGGGCAUCACCUACGACACAGGCGGUCUGGACAUCAAGGCGGGUGGCGUUAUGGCCGGUAUGCACAGGGACAAGUGCGGAGCGGCAGCGGUCGGAGGCUUCUUCAAGACGCUGGCCGAGCUGCGUCCGGCCGGCAUCAAGGUCAUCGGAGUCAUGUGCAUGGUGCGCAACUCGGUGGGCGCGGACGGCUACGUCGCGGAUGAGAUCAUCACGUCACGGGCGGGCGUGCGCAUCAGGGUCGGAAACACGGACGCCGAGGGCCGCAUGGUCAUGGCCGACCUGCUCUGCCUGAUGAAGGAGCGGGCGGCGGGCGAGGUAAACCCCUACCUGAUGACGGUGGCCACGCUCACCGGGCACGCGGUACUGGCCUGCGGCGACGGCUACUGCUCCGUGCUGGACAACGGGCCGGCCCGGCUGGCCCACUGCGCGAACCGCUUCGCCGAGGCCGGCGACCAGCUCGGCGACCCUUUCGAGAUCAACACUAUCCGCCGCGAGGACUACUGCUUCCACGGCGGCAAAUCCGAGUACGAGGAUGUGCUGCAGUGUAACAACGCUCCGUCUUCGCGCACCCCACGCGGUCACCAGGGCCCGGCUGCCUUCCUCGUGCUGGCCUCGGGACUGGACAAGCACGGAAUCGACUCGGACAAGCCGCUCCGCUACUCGCACCUGGACAUCGCCGCCGGCUCGGGCCCGUUCCCCGGCGUGCCCACCGGCUCGCCGAUCCUGGCCAUGGCCGCCAACUUCUUCGGUAACCAGCUGUGAGCCGUCGGCGCGGCCGCCGAACGCCCGCGUGACGUCACGUGUCGGCGGUCAGCUGACGGCCGCCCGGGCGUGAGCCUGCGCAGUGACCUGCUACGCUGUUGCCAUUUGGGGAAAUGAUUAAAUAAAGGUUUAAACGCUG